AUGGAACUUGUUGGAUUUAAGCCAGAAGUUAAAGAUGUUGUUUUCAAGUUGGCUUCAAUUAAUUUGUGUUCAGUUGUUUCAGGACAAGCAUUAAUGGAAUUAAUGAUUAAUCCACCAAAGGAAGGUGAUGAAUCAUAUGAAUUAUACAAGAAAGAAACUAAUGCCAUUCAUAGUGAUUUAGAAGAAAGAGCUGAAUUAUUAUACCAUGCUUUCCAAGAAAUGGAAGAUGUUAAAUGUAAUAAACCAAUGGGUGCUAUGUAUAUAUUCCCAACUUUAGAAUUUGAUCCUGAACAUUACCAUAAAUUAUACUCAAGAGCUAAGAAUUCAGAUUUACAAGUUGAUGAUGUUUAUUGUAUUGAAUUAUUGGAAAAUUCAGGUAUUUGUUGUGUACCUGGUAAUGGAUUUGGUCAAAAGGAAGGAACUUACCAUUUAAGAACAACAUUUUUACCACCUGGCAAAGAAUGGAUAGAUAGAUGGACUAAUUUCCAUAAAUCAUUCAUCAAAAAGUACAAAGAUUAG
Candida tropicalis MYA-3404 is the source of this 519-nucleotide messenger RNA. RefSeq names its product alanine transaminase (gene ALT1). The transcript has a single exon. NCBI's taxonomy places the organism in Eukaryota, Fungi, Ascomycota, Pichiomycetes, Serinales, Debaryomycetaceae. Gene Ontology annotation, molecular function: L-alanine:2-oxoglutarate transaminase activity. The coding region runs from base 1 to 519 and encodes 172 amino acids. The record is from RefSeq and is a predicted model, not a curated record.